This is a messenger RNA of Charadrius vociferus (killdeer), 5834 nucleotides long. RefSeq names its product myosin XVIIIA (gene MYO18A). The record is from RefSeq and is a predicted model, not a curated record. Gene Ontology annotation, molecular function: ATP binding; protein binding; cytoskeletal motor activity. NCBI's taxonomy places the organism in Eukaryota, Metazoa, Chordata, Aves, Charadriiformes, Charadriidae. Gene Ontology annotation, cellular component: myosin complex.
AUGUUCAACCUGAUGAAGAAGGAUAAAGAGAAGGAUGGGGCCCGAAAGGAGAAGAAGGAAAAGAAGGAGAAGAAGGAGCGGAUGUCAGCAGCCGAGCUCAAGAGCCUGGAGGAGAUGAGCAUGCGCCGGGGCUUCUUCAACCUCAACCGUGCCUCCAAGAGGGACUCCAAGACCCGUCUGGAGAUCUCCAACCCCAUCCCCAUCAAGGUGGCCAGUGGCUCAGACCUGCAUCUCACGGACAUCGACUCCGACAGCAACCGGGGCAGCGUCAUCUUGGACUCAGGCCACCUGAGCACGGCCAGCUCCAGCGACGACCUCAAGGUGGACGAUGCCAAUUUCAAGGGCUCAGUGCUGCAGCGGGCGGCCAAGUUCGGCUCGUUGGCCAAGCAGAACUCCCAAAUGAUCGUCAAACGCUUCUCCUUCUCCCAAAAGAGCCGGGAUGAGAGCACCUCGGAGACAUCCACCCCCUCCGAGCACUCGGCAGCCCCCUCCCCGCAGGUGGAGGUGCGCACACUGGAGACCCAGCUUGCCAAGCAAGGGGUCCCCCCGGGACAUCCCCGCACCCCUCCCGCCGCCUCCCUGCGUGCCAGGGUGCCGGAGCUCGUCGGCAAGAGGUUCCCCGCUGAGCUGCGGCUGCCCGCCGUGGUGCCCCCGCAGCCCCCUGCCCCGCGGCAGCUGGAGCUGCAGAGACGUAACACUGGUGAUUUUGGCUUUUCCCUACGCCGCACCACCAUGCUGGACCGGGCGCCUGAUGGGCAGGUGUACCGGCGCGUUGUGCACUUUGCCGAACCUGGAGCUGGCACCAAAGACUUGGCAUUGGGGUUGGUGCCGGGUGACCGGCUAGUGGAGAUCAACGGGCGAAACGUGGAGAACAAAUCCCGGGAUGAGAUUGUAGAGAUGAUCCGGCAGUCGGGAGAGACGGUGCAGCUGAAGGUGCAGCACAUCCUGGAGCUGAGCGAGCUGAGCCGCUGCUGGCUGCGGGGCGGCCAGGGGACGCGUCGCGCUGCCUGGGAUGCCAAGACGGAGGAGCAGAUAGCGGCUGAGGAGGCCUGGUACGAGACCGAAAAGGUGUGGCUGGUGCACAGGGAUGGCUUCUCCUUGGGCAGCCAACUGCGGCCGGAGGAGGGCAGCCCCCUGCCCGAGGGCAAGGUGAAGGUGAAACUGGACCACGAUGGAACCAUCCUGGAGGUGGAGGAGGACGAUGUGGAGAAGGCGAACCCCCCCUCCUGCGACCGCGCGGCGGGCCUCGCCAGCCUCCUCUACCUCAACGAGUCCAGUGUGCUGCACACGCUGCGGCAGCGCUACGGUGGCAACCUCCUGCACACCUACGCCGGUCCCACCAUGGUCAUCAUCAACCCGCUGAGCUCCCCUUCCAUGUACUCUGAGAAGGUGACCCUGUUGCCGGGGGGGCGGGGGGCGGAGAAAUGGCAGGCUCUCUACACCAUCCUGGAGGCUUUUGGCAAUAGCAGCACCGGCAUGAACGGCAACGCCACCCGCUUCUCCCAGAUCAUCUCUCUGGACUUCGACCAGGCUGGGCAGGUGGCAUCCGCCUCCGUACAGACGCUGCUCCUGGAGAAGCUGCGUGUCGCCCAGCGCCCAGCCAACGAAGCCACCUUCAACGUCUUCUACUACCUGCUGGCCUGCUCCGACAGUGCCCUGCGGACUGAGCUUCACUUCAACCACCUGGCUGAGAACAACGUCUUCGGCAUCACCCCUCUCUCCAAGCCGGAGGAAAAGCAGAAGGCGACCCAGCAGUUCAACAAGCUCCAGGCUGCCAUGAAGGUGAUGGGCAUCUCCAGUGAUGAGCAGAAAGCCUUCUGGCUCAUCCUGGGGGCCAUUUAUCAUCUGGGGGCCGCCGGGGCCACAAAAGACGCCGACGAAGCCGGGAGGAAGCAGUUUGCACGCCACGAGUGGGCUCAGAAAGCCGCCUACCUGCUGGGCUGCAGCCUGGAGGAGCUCUCCUCCUCCAUCUUCAAGCACCAGCCCAAGGGCACCCUGCAGCGAUCCACCUCCUUCCGUCAGGGCCCCGACGACCCUCCCCUGGGCGAUGGUGGCACAGGUCCCAAGCUGACAGCGCUGGAGUGCCUGGAGGGCAUGGCGGCUGGCUUGUACUCUCAGCUCUUCACCCUCCUCAUCUCCCUCCUCAACAGGGCGCUGAAGUCGAGCCAGCACUCGGUGUGCUCGGUGACGGUGGUGGACACCCCCGGGGCGCAAAACCCCGAGCUGGCGGGGCAGAGCCGGGGGGGCACCUUCGAGGAGCUCUGCCACAACUACGCCCAGGAGCGCCUGCAGCUCCUUUUCCACCAGCGCACCUUCGCCCGCGAAUUGGAACGCUACAAGGAGGAGAAUAUAGAGCUUGCCCUGGCUGACGCCGAGCCCGGCUCCUCUGACUCUGUAGCCGCUGUAGACCAGUCCUCGCACCAGGCACUGGUCCGGUCGCUGGCCCGCACGGACGAGGCACGGGGGCUGCUGUGGCUGCUGGAGGAGGAAGCGCUGCAGCCGGGUGGCAAUGAGGACACCUUACUGGAGCGGCUUUUCUCCUACUAUGGCCCCCAGGAAGGAGGCAAGAAAGGGCACAACCCGCUGCUCCCCAGUGACAAGCCCCGACACUUCCUCCUGGGUCACAGCUCAGGGACCAACUGGGUGGAGUACGAUGCCACGGGCUGGCUCAACCACGUUAAGCACAACCCAGCCUCCCAAAACGCCUCCGUCCUGCUGCAGGAGUCGCAGAAGAAGGUCAUCAGCAGCCUGUUUGCCGGCCGCGGCGGGUCGGCACUGGUGCUGUCGGGCUCGGUGGCGGGGCUGGAGGGGGGCUCCCAGCUGGCCCUGCGCCGUGCCUCCAGCAUGCGCAAGACCUUCACAACCGGCGUGGCUGCCGUCAAGAAGAAGUCCCUCUGCAUCCAGAUCAAGCUGCAAGUGGACGCCCUCAUUGACAGCAUCAAGAAGUCCAAGCUCCACUUCGUGCACUGCUUCCUGCCCAAGGCGGCGGGGGGCGGUGGGGACCCCCGGGCUUUGCCGUGCCGGCGGGUGAGCGGCAGCGAGCUGGAGCUGCCGGCGGAGCACUGCGAGGCCGGGCUCAUGCAGCUGGACGUGCCCCUCUUGCGUGCCCAGCUCCGCGGUUCCCGCUUGCUCGACGCCCUCCGCAUGUACCGCCAAGGGUACCCCGACCACAUGGUGUUUGCGGAGUUCAGGCGGCGCUUUGACGUCCUGGCCCCGCACCUGACCAAGAAGCACGGGCGCAACUACAUCGUGGUGGAUGAGAAGCGGGCGGUGGAGGAGCUCCUGGAGUCGCUGGACCUGGAGAAGAGCAGCUACCACAUGGGCUUGAGCCGGAUCCAGGAUUUGGCCAUCCGGUGCGUGCAGAAGAACAUCAAGAAGAACAAGGGGGUGAAGGGCUGGCCCUGGUGGAAGCUCUUCACCACUGUGCGGCCCCUCAUCGAGGUGCAGCUCACCGAGGACCAGAUCCGUGGCAAAGACGAAGAGAUCCAACAGCUGAAGAGCAAACUCGAGAAGGUGGAGAAGGAGCGUAACGAGCUCCGGCUUAACAGCGACCGCCUGGAGAGCAGGAUCACAGAGCUGACAUCAGAGCUGACAGACGAGCGAAACACCGGUGAGUCGGCCUCGCAGCUGCUGGACGCCGAGACAGCCGAGAGGCUGCGGGCCGAGAAGGAGAUGAAGGACCUGCAGGCCAAGUAUGAUGCUCUGAAGAAGCAGAUGGAGUCGAUGGAGAUGGAGGUGAUGGAGGCUCGGCUCAUCCGUGCGGCUGAGCUCAACGGGGAGCUCGACGAUGAUGAUUCAGGCGGCGAAUGGCGGCUGAAAUACGAGCGGGCGGUGCGGGAGAUCGACUUCACCAAGAAACGGUUGCAGCAGGAGCUGGAGGACAAGCUGGAGGUGGAGCAGCAGAGCAAGAGGCAGCUGGAGCGGAGGCUGACGGACCUGCAGGCAGACAGCGAGGAGAGCCAGCGGGCACUGCAGCAGCUGAAGAAGAAGUGCCAGCGCCUGGCCGCAGAGCUGCAGGACACCAAGCUGCACCUCGAGGGCCAACAAGGACGUAACCAUGACCUGGAGAAGAAGCAGCGGAGGUUCGACAGCGAGCUCUCGCAGGCGCAUGAGGAGGCGCAGCGGGAGAGGCUGCAGCGGGAGAAGCUGAGCCGCGAGAAGGACGUGCUGGUGGCCGAGGUCUUCGGCCUCAAGCAGCUGCUGGAGGACAAGGACUCGGACAUUGCGGGGCUGACGCAGAAGGCAGAGGCGCUGGAGGCCGAGCUGCAGGACAUCUCCUCCCAGGAGUCGAAAGACGAGGCUUCCCUGGCUAAGGUGAAGAAGCAGCUGAGGGACCUGGAGGCGAAGGUCAAAGACCAGGAGGAGGAACUGGACGAGCAGGCUGGGACCAUCCAGAUGCUGGAGCAGGCCAAGCUGCGGCUGGAGAUGGAGAUGGAGCGGCUGCGGCAGACCCACGCCAAGGAGGUGGAGAGCCGCGACGAGGAGGUGGAGGAGAUUCGGCAGUCAUGCCAGAAGAAGCUGAAGCAGAUGGAGGUGCAGCUGGAGGAGGAGUAUGAGGACAAGCAGAAAGUGCUGAGAGAGAAACGGGAGUUGGAGAGCAAGUUAUCCGCCGUCAGCGAGCAGGCCAACCAGCGGGACUUCGAGACGGAAAAGCGCCUGCGCCGGGACCUGAAGAGGACAAAGGCACUGCUGGCCGAUGCGCAGAUCAUGCUGGACCACCUGAAGAACAAUGCGCCCAGCAAGAGGGAGAUCGCCCAGCUCAAGAACCAGCUGGAGGAGUCGGAGUUCACCUGUGCAGCCGCUGUCAAGGCCCGCAAGUCGAUGGAGGUGGAGAUUGAAGACCUCCACCUGCAGAUCGACGACCUUGCCAAGGCCAAGGGAGCACUGGAGGAGCAGCUGAGCCGGCUGCAGCGGGAGAAGAACGAGGUGCAGAGUCGGCUGGAAGAGGACCAGGAGGACAUGAAUGAGCUGAUGAAGAAGCACAAGGCAGCUGUGGCCCAGGCAUCCCGGGACCUGGCGCAGAUGAAUGACCUCCAGGCGCAGCUGGAGGAGGUCAGCAAGGAGAAGCAGGAGCUGCAGGAGAAGCUGCAAGGCCUGCAGAGCCAGCUGGAGUUCCUGGAGCAAUCCAUGGUGGACAAGUCGCUGGUGAGCCGGCAAGAGGCCAAGAUCCGCGAGCUGGAGUCCAGGCUGGAGUUCGAGCGGACGCAAGUCAAGCGCCUGGAGAGCCUGGCCACGCGGCUGAAGGAGAAGGAGAAGCUGACGGGGGACCGGGAUCAGCGAGCGGCUGCUGAGAACCGAGAGAAGGAGCAGAACAAGCGGCUGCAGCGGCAGCUCCGCGACGUCAAGGAGGAGAUGGGCGAGCUGGCCAAGAAGGAGGCAGAGGCCAGCCGCAAAAAGCACGAGCUGGAGAUGGACCUGGAGAGCCUGGAAGCUGCCAACCAGAGCCUGCAGUCGGACCUGAAGCUGGCCUUUAAGCGCAUCGGGGACCUGCAGGCGGCCAUCGAGGAUGAGAUGGAGAGCGACAGCAAUGAGGACCUCAUCAACAGUGACGGCGACUCGGAUGUGGACUCGGAGCUGGAGGAGCGCGUGGACGGGGUGAAGUCCUGGCUCUCCAAGAACAAAGGCUCUUCCAAAGCACUCUCGGAUGACGGCAGCCUGAAGGGCAGCAGGUGAGUGAGGAGCUGCCUGGCAGAGGACGGGGUGGGCUGUGCCGGGGGACAACCGGCGUGUGGGGUGGGCAUUCAUGGGAUGUGGCACUCUGUGCUUGUGUGGCUGGUCAGGGAAGGGUUAAUACUGGUGAGUGGCUCAGUCUCCACCGGGGACACAUGUCCCCC